UGGAGGGCGCGAUGUGGGCGAAGCAGAAGUGCUUAGCGAGUGAGCGCGGGGGGAGGCCCGAGGGGGACUUCGUGCCCGGGCAGCAGAAACUUUACAGGGCAUGCGCCUGUGGAAAACAUUUCAGACGUUCUCAGUCCUUCUCAGUGACAGGAGACAGCGAUGGGAGCAGCUUUAUAAGCAAGGAGACAUGGAAUGAGAAGGAUUAUGACAGAGUGAGUUUGGCAGAAACAUCUCUCUUGAAUAAGCUGAUACGGAAAUCUCUAGUGGAGUCAAAUCAUCAGGUGGAGGUUCUACAGCGAGAUCCCAGUUCACCACUGUUUUCUGUAAAAACCUUUGAAGAGCUGCAUUUAAAGACUGAACUGCUGCAAGGUAUUUAUGGCAUGGGUUUUAACAGGCCAUCCAAGAUACAGGAAACAGCACUGCCACUGAUGCUUGCUGACCCACCCCAAAAUCUUAUAGCACAAAGUCAGUCAGGGACAGGCAAAACAGCUGCAUUUGUUCUAGCUAUGCUGAGCAGAAUAAACCCAGGGGACCAAUUUCCACAGUGCCUCUGCCUCUCUCCCACCUUUGAACUGGCUGUUCAAACUGGACACGUUGUGGAGAAAAUGGGAAAAUUCUGUGUCAACAUAAGGGUUACUUAUGCUAUUCGAGGCAACAGAAUUCCAAGGGGGACUGUAAUAGAAGAACAAAUAGUAAUUGGAACACCAGGGACCCUGCUAGAUUGGUGUUUUAAGCUACAUUUUCUUGAUGUGAAGAAGAUCAAAGUGUUUGUGCUGGAUGAAGCAGAUGUCAUGAUUGAUAAACAGAAUUUCCUGGACCAGAGUGUCCGUAUCCAGAGAACUUUAUCACCAGAUUGCCAGAUGCUUCUCUUCUCAGCAACCUUUGAAGAUCCUGUGCUACAGUUUGCACAACGCAUCGUCCCUGAGCCCAACAUAAUUAAGCUCCGUCGAGAGGAGCUGACCCUCAGCAAUAUCAGGCAGUACUAUUUUGAGUGUGAGAAUAAGGAAGACAAAUUCAGAGCCCUGUGCAACAUCUAUGGCAGCAUCACCAUUGGCCAGGCAAUCAUUUUCUGCCAGACUCGCCGCAAUGCUAAAUGGCUGUACUUUGCCCUAGCAAAUGAUGGGCACCAAGUGUCCCUGCUGAGUGGGGAACUGACAGUUGAACAGAGGGCAGAGCUAAUCCAGCAGUUCCGCGACGGGAAAUACAAAGUUCUCAUCACAACCAACGUCUGCGCUAGAGGCAUUGACGUGAAGCAGGUCACAGUCGUGGUCAACUUUACCUUACCUACAAAAAUGACACGGGAACCUGACUUUGAGACCUACCUGCACCGCAUUGGUCGAGCGGGACGGUUUGGAAAGAAGGGCCUGGCAUUCAAUAUGGUGGAAAGGCAUAAUUUACCCCUCAUGUUUGCGAUCCAGGACCACUUCAAGAUCCUCAUCAAGCGCCUUGAUCCAGAGGAUAUGGAAGCGCUAGAAAAAAUAGAAGACUGAAUUCUUCCAGUUCUAUCAAGACAUCUUUCCCAAUCAUAUUUUGUUUUGUCAAAUUAAAAAAAAAAAUCUUUACGUUCCCUUUUUUUUUUUUGCUUCCGUAAACUGUUAUGGUAGUGCAUAGAAUUGUUUAUAUGAUUAACACAAAUAGCCCUGAGCUUUCUAAACCAUCUCAAAAUCCCUUCUCAUCUACACAGAUAUCCUGUACUAUUUUUACGCUCCUCUGAGUAUGACUGCAGUAAUUUGGGGCCUUUUUUUUUUUUUGUCUGGGAAAAAUGGAGGAACUUAGUGAUUCAAACUGUAAAGCUGUUUUUACUUAAAUGCCUUAGCACCACAUGUCAAUUGUUUCCAUCAUACAGUUUAAGAGUACUCCACAAUCAGUUGCACCAAGAUCAUGGGAAUCCUCAGAUCCAACUACAUAUGAUAUUGGACUUUGAGAGUGCCAGCAUUCUAUGCUAAAUCUGUAUCAUUUGAACUAAAGUUUAGGUUAAU
Messenger RNA from Python bivittatus (Burmese python), 1979 nucleotides. NCBI's taxonomy places the organism in Eukaryota, Metazoa, Chordata, Lepidosauria, Squamata, Pythonidae. The record is from RefSeq and is a predicted model, not a curated record.